AUGAUGAAUCUUAUAGAAGACAGUAAAGAAGAAAUUUCAGAAGAAUACUAUCAGUUUAGUACUCAAGAAGAAAUACGACUUGAUGCAUUAAAAGAGCAAGCUAUAAUAUUAUCAGGAAAAAUAAGUGAACAUUGUCAUUUAUUUCGAGCUCGUUUAAGAAAUGGACAAGUAUUAGGUUAUACAGAUAUAGUUGCUAAACUUUAUUAUGAUAUUCCAUAUGCGAACUAUAAAUAUUAUAGUCAAAGUUUCGUUAAAGAUAAUUUAUUAUCAGUAAAAAAAUAUUUAGAAAAGUUCGUUCAACAAUUUAGUAAUGAACAGCAAAUAACUGAUAAGAUUAAUAUUGUAUGGAAAGAAGAAAAUGAAAGUGAAUAUUGGCAAAUUUUACCAAUUUUAUGA
Rotaria sordida is the source of this 396-nucleotide messenger RNA. NCBI's taxonomy places the organism in Eukaryota, Metazoa, Rotifera, Eurotatoria, Philodinida, Philodinidae. The record is from the annotation of a GenBank genome assembly.